Messenger RNA from Phragmites australis (common reed), 2172 nucleotides. RefSeq names its product disease resistance protein PIK6-NP-like. Gene Ontology annotation, biological process: defense response to other organism. The transcript is spliced from 2 exons. NCBI's taxonomy places the organism in Eukaryota, Viridiplantae, Streptophyta, Magnoliopsida, Poales, Poaceae. The coding region runs from base 368 to 2131 and encodes 587 amino acids. The record is from RefSeq and is a predicted model, not a curated record.
ACUAUAAAAGAAAAGAAGAAAGGAGCUAGGGGAAGCUAAAGAGGAAGGUUUUGGUGGCAAAGAAAAAGAAGAAACUGAAGAGCAUGUCUGAACAAGGCAGCUGCCUCCAUCGCAAGCUAAGAAGCUGGUUCCACGAUUUUUUGCACGAAAGCUACACCGGACGUGCCUUGCCUAACCAGGCACUUGAUCGGCUUGUCCGACGACGACGACGACUGAGAUGCUCCCCUAACCAUGGAGUCCUCCUGCAGCCAUCGUCUAGCUAGACGCUACCACCAUUGAUCUUUCUCUCAUGGAGGCGCCCGGCUAAAUGCUUGAGUAGUUCUCAGCCAUCAAUUUCCACCCGAGUUAUAGCUAGAGAGAGGGAGGGAUGGCCGGGAUGGCGCAGGGCGCCGUGGACUCGCUGCUAGUGCGGCUGACCGCCCUCCUCAUCGGCGAGGCUCAGCUGCCGGGCCGCGCCCGCGGCGACGUGCAGUUCAUCAGGGACGAGAUGGAGAGCAUGAACAGUGUGCUCAUGCACCUCACCGACGCCCAGCACCGCGCCCACCACGUCCGCACCUGGAUGAAGCAGGUCGCCGGCCUCGCCCGAGACUGCGAGGGCGACGUCGACCUCUACGUCCGCCGUGUCGGAGCCCCUGCUGGUGAACGAAGCGCUGCCAACGGCCUCCUGCGGUACUUGCGGCGGCUCCUCUGGCUGCUGCGAACCGUUCCGGCUCGGUACCAGGUGGCCACACGGAUCCGGGAGCUCAAGGUCCGGGCGCGGGACGUCACACUGGAAGAUCAAGCAGAGCUCAUCUUCGACACGCUAGUCGCUCGAGGGUUUGUUCGUCCAGGAGAGACCAGCACCGCAAGCAAGAUCAAGAGCUGCACAGUACAUCCUAUAGUUCACGAGUUCAUUGCCACAUAUGUAAGCUUCGGGGACACAUGUUUGCCGCCUGAUGUGGCUCACCGCCUUCCCAUUAACAGUGGGAUAACACUACAACAUGCAUCAAAUUUUGACCAUCCCUUUGGUAGCAUCCUAACUCUUAUUGAAUCUAUGCAUGGAUCUUACGAAUGGAAGAUCUUGAAGGUGCUGGAUCUUGAAGGCUGCGCAGGCUUGAAGAAGAAGCAUCUCAAGAAUAUUUGCAAGGUACUACUCCUCAGGUACUUGAGUCUCAGGAACACAGAUGUUACCGGACUACCCAAGCAGAUUGAGAAGCUGCAGUGCUUGGAGACGUUGGACAUCCGGCAAACAGCAAUAAGGACAUUCUCCACAAAAUCUAUAACGCUACCGAUGCUAAAACACUUGCUCUCAGGCCACACAAACUCUCCAAGCGACAACUCUGAUAGGUUUGCAGUUUCGUUUGAGGCAGUGCGCCUUCCCAGUGGCAUUCGAAGAAUGAAACAACUGGAGAUAUUAUCCCAUGUUGAAGUUUCCAACAAUGUCAACGACUUAACUGACAUCAGCCAGUUGCUGCAACUGAAAAAAUUGGGUGUGGUCCUCCACGGUAAGAAAGGUGGCUUGAAACUUCUGUUCCAACAGAUUGAGAAACUGUACCUACGCUCCUUGUCAAUCCGGGUCAACCAACCGAUCAGAAGUGAGAGUGCUCCUGAUGCAGAGGUGGUGCCUGCUUUAGUCAAUCCUCCAAAACUUCUUGAGAGCCUGAACAUCAGUGGUAUCGCAGGUGGACUUCCCAGCUGGACUGCAGAUCUCGAUCAACUUUCCAAGAUAACAUUGCGGGAAACUUCCCUGGGGCCAGAUGAUAUAGACAUACUUGGCAAGCUAAGAAUGCUGCGGUGCCUUAGACUUCUGCACAAGUCAUACACUGUAACAACGCUCAACUUCAAGAAAAAAGAAUUCCAGCACCUCAGCUCAGUGGUUGUUGAGGGCAGUGAUAUCACCAACAUCAGCUUUGACACUGAAGCAGCUCCUAAGCUUGAGAUUAUCAUCUGGUCUUUUGCCACCAUGGAGGCUCUUUCUGGAGUGGACCACCUCCCUAGGUUGAAGAAGCUGGAGCUCAACGGUGACUGCAACCUGGAACCUGUGAGAGCAGCAAUUAAAAAGCAUCCUAACAAUCCUGAUCUAGAGCAUAACCCACACCAUCAACGCCAAGAAGUCGGAACGGCGAUGGCAGCCUCGUCCUCAUCAGCUUAAGCUCGCAUCGGUAUUUCUCGGUUGAUAUCUUCGAAUAAGGA